AUGUCCUCAGCUGUUGUAGGAGAAACACCAGACCUGGAACCCAAUUUGUUACUGGACUUGUGGAAGAGGAAACACAAAGAUUUCCAAAUGAAUAACCGAAAGGAAGAUAUGGAGAUUGCUUCCCACUACCGUCAUCUGCUGCGUGAGCUUAACGAGCAGAGACAACACGGCAUCCUCUGUGAUGUUUGCAUUAUAGUGGAGGGGAAGAUAUUUAAGGCUCACAAAAACGUUCUGCUUGGGAGUAGUCGCUACUUCAAAACGCUGUACUGCCAGGUACAGAAAACGUCCGACCAGGCCACAGUCACCCAUUUAGACAUUGUAACUGCACAAGGCUUUAAAGCAAUCAUUGACUUCAUGUAUUCUGCACACCUAGCACUGACCAGCAGAAACGUCAUUGAGGUGAUGUCAGCUGCUAGCUAUCUGCAAAUGACAGAUAUUGUACAAGCCUGUCACAGCUUCAUAAAAGCAGCUCUCGACAUAAGCAUAAAGUCUGAUGCCUCAGAUGACCUUGUUGAUUAUGAACUCGGGGCCCCUUCCAGCAGUAGUACGGAUGCUUUGAUUUCAGCAGUCGUGGCUGGCAGGAGUAUAUCUCCCUGGUUAGCUCGGCGAACGAGUCCAGCAAACUCUUCUGGAGAUUCAGCUAUUGCCAGUUGCCAUGAAGGAGGGAGUAGUUAUGGAAAAGAGGAUCAAGAACCAAAAACAGACAGCCACGAAGACAUUUCAUCCCAGUCUCUUUGGUCUAGUGACAUGGGCUAUGGGUCUUUACGUAUCAAAGAGGAACAGGUUUCACCGUCACACUAUGGAGGGAGUGAACUACAUUCUGCCAAGGAUAGUGCAAUACAGAACGCCUUCUCAGAACAAGGAGUAGGGGAUGGCUGGCAACCCACUGGGCGCAGGAAGAACCGGAAAAAUAAAGAAACUGUGCGGCAUAUUACGCAGCAAGUGGAGGAUGACAGCAGGGCAAGUUCUCCAAUGCCAUCUUUUUUACCUGCCUCAGGAUGGCCGUACAGCAGUCGAGACCCAAGUGCUGAUGUGACAGUAACAGAGCCCAGCAGCUCUGACAGCAGAGUAGAGCGAUCGGACCCCUACGCAAACGUUGACGAAGCCCUCAUCGGUGGGGAAGCCAGCUACAUCUCUCAGCCCCUGACUCCGGAGAAGGAGGAUGCUCUCCAGGCUGCCACCGUCGCCAACCUGCGCGCGGCUCUCAUGAGUAAGAACAGUUUGCUGUCUCUGAAAGCCGACAUGCUGGGAGAGGAUAGUUCUCUGCUGUUUGAGUACCUACCCAAAGGCACGCAUUCUCUCUCUCUCAAUGAGUUCACAGUCAUCAGGAAGAAAUUCAAGUGCCCGUACUGCAGUUUUUCAGCCAUGCAUCAGUGCAUCCUGAAGAGACACAUGCGAUCCCACACAGGAGAAAGACCUUAUCCCUGUGAGAUCUGUGGGAAGAAGUUCACCCGCCGGGAGCACAUGAAGCGGCACACCUUGGUAAGAGCGCGGGCGUUGGGUGGAUACAGCCGAUUUGUUCAGGUUAAAGAUAACAGGAGCUCCAUCUGGUUUAGGUCGGUAUUUUGGUUUCCCCUUUGGGACUCAUCUGAAGACUUCUCCAGUAUCUCUUUUCCCCCCCCACACCUUUCAAAGCCCCUGUGUUUUGCUGCCUGUUCAUCCGGAGCUAAUCUCUACCUGCCCUCCUGGUUCAGCCGGAGGGUUCCCAACUUGCACCUCGAAACAGCCGGCACUGCAAACCCAGUGCAGCCUUCUCUGUCCCCUGCAACACUGACUGCCGGGGAGAGCCUGGGCGUUGGGGACGGGAGAUGGAUAGCUAAUGCUGUCUUCAGGAUGGAAAAGGAUAUUAAUUUUUUAAUAGGUUGA
This is a messenger RNA of Balearica regulorum gibbericeps (East African grey crowned-crane), 1866 nucleotides long. Lineage: Eukaryota; Metazoa; Chordata; Aves; Gruiformes; Gruidae. The record is from RefSeq and is a predicted model, not a curated record.